Messenger RNA from Alternaria viburni, 1854 nucleotides. RefSeq lists its product as uncharacterized. Gene Ontology annotation, molecular function: tRNA (uridine) methyltransferase activity. Lineage: Eukaryota; Fungi; Ascomycota; Dothideomycetes; Pleosporales; Pleosporaceae. Bases 1 to 1854 code for a protein of 617 amino acids. Gene Ontology annotation, biological process: tRNA methylation. The record is from RefSeq and is a predicted model, not a curated record. The transcript has a single exon.
AUGGCACACGAUGAGCAACACGAGAAUCGCGAAAACAGAACGCCACGAGAUAGCGAGAAGAACACAGAUCACGCAGAAGUGAGAAAAGCAGAAUCAUUACCGAAGCCCGAAAACCAAGAAUAUGCAGGCGACAAGUUCUCACCCUACGACAUGUCCAGUGCACCCAAGGUUUCCACCGGCCUCCCACCCGAGAUAUGGACCAUAAUGCAAUCUGCGCCGGCAAAUCUUGCGCCUGAGUACUUUCUCGAAACCAGUCGCGACCUGCUCGAGAACCCCAAUCGAACCUCAACCCAUCUUGCGCGCGCAGAGCUUUCCUACCAAAGUUUCACAGACGCAACAUACAACCCCAAGGCCAGUACCUCAGAGGAACUGGCGAGUAUUGUCAAGCAUCUACGACCAGAAUGCCGACCGCAACUGAUCGAUGGAGGUAUAGAAGGGUACGAGCUAGAGUACACGGUUGUGCGGAAACUCAUACCUCGGAAUCCGAAGUUGGAUGACUCGCUGAUGCAGACUUGUCAUCUGUUUGUAUCGCACGAGGAUGUCACUAUCACGAGUGCAGAUGAGAAAAAGGAGACUGUUAAAGCAGAGCGGUAUAUGGUUGUAUACAUACCUCAUGCUGCAACGCCAGAAGCCAUUCCCUACUAUCACCCCAAAGUCCGCUCGUUGGCCAUGCUAUAUACAUACUUUCCAUCCACCUCUAAAUCAUCUCAUACAUCUCUGGUCUCCGCACCCGGGCACCUGUCUAUUCAUUACUCCCUCUUCCCUAGCCAACCUCUCGAUAACCGCCUCUCCCGCACUGGUCUCAAGCUUCUGGAAGUCAUACACAAACACUCGCGCGGUCGGCAAGCUGGGUACAAGAAGCGCGUUCAUCACGAUCAAGUCAUCAGUCAAAAGAGGUUCCAGGACACGUAUGCAUUCUUGAAGGGCAAGUAUGCAAAAGAUCUGAUCGAAGGAUGGGUGGAGCAGACGCCUGCCGAGAAACAUGUUUUCGAAGACUUGGGUAUUGCUGCCUUCCUCAUGGAACUAUGGACGGAGAUGUACGGCCCCAUGAACGACGCGGUCAAGCAUGUCAACGACUUGGAAGAGAAGGAAGAUGCAGCAAAGCAAAAGACCACAGUAGCACAAGCCAGCUUCCCAGGCUUCGUAGACAUUGGCUGCGGAAACGGGCUACUCGUCCACAUCCUCAACGCCGAAGGCUGGCAUGGCUGGGGUUUCGACGCCCGAAGGAGAAAAACAUGGGAAGCCUUUCCACAACACCACACCGAGAAAUUACAAGAGAUGCUCCUCGUACCUGAGAUCCUCCAACCACCUCCCUCAGACACAGAUACCCCCUCAACACCCCAUCACAACGGCGUCUUCCCACCCGGUACCUUCAUCAUCAGCAACCACGCCGACGAACUCACCCCAUGGACACCGUUGCUGGCGUACCUCAAUUCAUCUCCUUUCAUCGCCAUACCAUGUUGUUCACAUGACUUUGGCGGAACGAGAUUUCGCGCGCCGGCGCAUGCAAAACACGUUAUGCCUGAUCCCAUGACGGCGGAUUCGAAGAAGCCCAAGCAACCCUCUGCGUAUGCUAGUCUGUGUAGUUGGGUGUGCCAUCUAACAGAGGAAACGGGGUUUGUGGUUGAGAAGGAGCAUCUGAGGAUUCCUAGUACGAGGAAUAUCGCUGUGCUGGGGAGGGCCCUGCUGAAGCAAGAGGGACGCGAGGAUGGCCAGGCGAGUGUAGAGGAGAGACUCGAGUUUUUGAGGGUAUUGGUGGAGAAGGAAUCAGGUGGGCAGCCGAUCGGGCAAACUUGUGUUAAUUGGAUGCAGAGCGGUGAUGGGUUGAUGAAGACUGGAAAGGGCGGACAUUGA